AUGGAGUACUGCUGUCACAUAUGGGCUGGUGCUGCAAAAUGCUACUUGGCAGCGUUGGAAUCAGUGGAGAGACGUGCUAAGAGGCUUAUUGGUGACCCGAAUUUGGUUAAAACCAAUCUUACCAGCCUCGAUUACAGGCGCAAAGUAGCCAGCCUUUCAGUCUUCUACAGGAUGCAUUUCGGAGAGUGUGCGCAGGAAUUGCAUAAUUUAAUUCCUCCCUCUCCCUUCCACCAUCGGACAACCAGACGUACGGCCAGUCUCCACCCCUUCGUUGUUGACUUACCACGCAUUCGAACCAAACGGUUUGCUACAUCGUUCAUCAUGCGUACAGCAAAGGAGUGGAAUAAGUUGCCAACAUCUGUGUUUCCAUCCGAAUAUAAUGUGGGUAUCUUCAAGGCAAGAGUGAAUAGGCUUUUGUUAAGUGAGUGCUCUUCACCAUCUUAG
Molecule: messenger RNA, 444 nt
Organism: Parnassius mnemosyne (clouded apollo)
Lineage: Eukaryota; Metazoa; Arthropoda; Insecta; Lepidoptera; Papilionidae
Source: the annotation of a GenBank genome assembly